This is a messenger RNA of Trichoderma reesei QM6a, 810 nucleotides long. RefSeq lists its product as uncharacterized. Gene Ontology annotation, cellular component: mitochondrion; cytoplasm. The coding region runs from base 1 to 810 and encodes 269 amino acids. The transcript has 2 exons. NCBI's taxonomy places the organism in Eukaryota, Fungi, Ascomycota, Sordariomycetes, Hypocreales, Hypocreaceae. The record is from RefSeq and is a predicted model, not a curated record.
AUGGUAUGGCCAUUCGGAGCCUCCGACUCCAGCAACCGGGCACAUGAAGACGACCAGCCCAAGCAGCAGAAGCGGCCCAUCUCCUGGGCAGACUCCCUCAGCAGCAAUCCCGAAGAUGUAGGCCCGCUGGCAGCCGCCAAGGCGUGGGCGCCCAUGGUCGGAUUCUCGCUGGUCGGCCUCGCGGCGCUGCAGCUGUACGCAAACUACCUGCGCCGGAUCCCGGGCGCCGCCUACGUGAGGCCCAACUUCUUUCGCAACCGGAGCCUGUUUGGCAAGGUGACGAGCGUGGGCGACGGCGACAACUUUCACCUGUUCCACACGCCGGGAGGGAGGGCCGUGGGCUGGGGAUGGCUGAGGAAGGUCCCUGAGACGAGAAAGGAGCUCAAGGGACGAACUAUACCCAUUCGCAUCGCCGCCAUCGAUGCGCCCGAGGGAGCGCACUUUGGCAAGCCAGCGCAGCCCUACGCGGCCGAAGCCCUGCAGUGGCUCCGGAACUACAUCCUGCACCGCAACGUGCGCGCCUACAUCUACAAGACGGACCAGUACGAGCGCAUCGUGGCGACGGUAUACGUGCGGCGGUUCCUGCUGCGCAAGAACGUCGGCCUGGAGAUGAUCAAGGCCGGGCUGGCGACGGUGUACGAGGCCAAGAGCGGCGGCGAGUACGGCGGGCUGGAGGAGCGGUACAAGGCGGCCGAGGCCAAGGCCAGGAGGAAGCGCAGGGGCAUGUGGGCGGGCGAUCCCAAGGCCUUUGAGAGCCCGAGGGAGUAUAAGACACGGUGGGCGGCGACGCAGCAGGACAAGACGCAGUGA